AGUGUAACGACCCUGUGUUUAUAAGGGAGGAUAUCGACUGCCUGCUUUUGGGGCAUAGUCGAUAGCGCGCUGGACUUCGGGCUAGAAGGUCGAGGGUUCGAGACCUGGUCCCUGCCUGUUUCAUACCAAUAUGGUUGUCAGAACGUUAUGUGCUAGCUGGGUUGUAAGGUGAUAGAAUAAAUGGGGGUUCUGUAUGUCUUUCUUUGUCACCGAGACUGUUGUGAGCAUGUGUUCUGCGAGUUUGAAUGAGUGAGAGAGCGUUCACUCCUCGUGUUGUAAGUCACCCCCGCGUGCGCUGAGGGUGCUGAUGGUUGUCCACAUACGAGCUCUGAAUUUCAGCAGCACCGAAAGCUCUGCUUCCAACCUAAGCACCAAUGUCAGUGCUCGGGACACCUUGGUUCCCCAGGACCCCCUCGACCUGAGCAGGCAAGGCCACACGGUGGUGGCAGUAUGCCUUGGGCUCAUUUUGGUCCUGGGAUUCUUCAACAACCUUCUUGUCCUGCUUAUCUUCGCAAAGUUUCGGUCGCUUUGGACGCCCAUCAACCUCAUCCUUCUGAACAUCAGCGUGAGCGAUAUCCUCGUGUGUAUUUGUGGAACUCCAUUCAGUUUUGCGGCAAGUCUACAGGGGAGAUGGCUCAUUGGACACCAUGGUUGCAAGUGGUACGGCUUCGCCAAUUCGCUUUUCGGGAUCGUGUCCCUGGUGUCUCUGUCCAUUCUGUCCUAUGAGCGCUACGCCACGGUGCAGCGCUCCACCAAGGCUGACGUGUCUGACUUCAGAAAGGCCUGGCUGUGUGUGUGGGGCUCCUGGCUCUAUUCCCUGCUAUGGACCCUGCCCCCCUUCAUGGGCUGGAGCAGCUACGGCCCGGAGGGGGCCGGGACCUCCUGCUCUGUCCAGUGGACCCAGCGCUCUCCGGCCAGUGUCUCCUACGUGGUCUGCCUGUUCAUCUUCUGCCUGCUGCUGCCCCUCAUGAUCAUGGUCUACUCCUACGGCGGGAUACUGKUUGCCAUCAGGGGGGUGGCUAAAAUCAACCUGCAGUUGGCCCAGAGGCGAGAGCAGCACAUCCUGCUCAUGGUGCUGUCMAUGGUGUCCUGCUACCUGCUGUGCUGGAUGCCCUACGGCGUCAUGGCCCUGGCGGCCACCUUCGGCCGGUCAGGCCUGGUCACCCCCGUGGCCAGCGUGGUGCCCGCCGUCCUGGCCAAGAGCAGCACCGUAAUCAACCCUGUCAUCUAUGUGCUGUUCAACAACCAGUUUUACAGAUGCUUCGUGGCCUUUGUGAGAUGCAGAGGGGAGCCCCAGUCUGUGUACGGCUUUAACACCCAGCAGAGCAGCAGAGAGGAGAACGCUACCCCCGGGAAACAGCUUUCACGCCCCUCCCUGGUCCAAAAACAGCCCUCUCUUUGCUCCCCACACACCGAGAGCUACAGGAGCCCCAGCAAUGCCCCCCUGUGUGGCCUGCGGCGGGAACGGCGCACCAUGUCUCUGGUGGUCCACUACACCUCCUGAGAACCUCCUCUACUGGGCUGGGGGAACCACACUCUUGAGRUGGGAGAGGCUCAGAGAAAAGAUAGCCACCUGCAUUCUCCUGUGGAACCUUCUGAAUUUCUUUGUGACCCACUAGAUGAGCAAAGUCAACCCAGUCUUAAGCCCUUAACCAAAAGGAACUGGUCGCGACCCAUCAGUUGUUCUCCAGCCAUCUAGGAAACUCUGCCUUGGAUUCUACAAGAUGUAUACCAACUGGGUCCUCAAUCUCCAGCUCCAGCUCCUGCCUUUACCGUUCUCAUUGUGCAAAAUCCAACAACAUUAACACUUUAAUGUCAGACUCAGCCCACCSUGACCUGUAGCAUUUAGAUUAUCUCUUAAGGCGUCCACAUGCUACCCAGGCGAAAUAGUUCGGAAGAGUUUGUACRUAUAUUAUGACGACAUUUUGUGAUGUUUUGGACUGAGUUUUUUCGGCUGUUUGAGCACACAUUUCUUUCUAGAGGCAAGCCGAAGUUCGGAGCCGAAGUCUACGCCCCAUCGUCGGUGAUUGGUCAACAGAAGGAAUUCUUCAAUAGUCUGUCAUUCAACGAUAGACGACUCGUUUUCAUGCAGAUGUUUUCAUUGAGAAAUACUGCACCAAGCAUCUUAGUUAGAUGUAAAAUUGCGCAACUAAGAUCUCCUCGGCAAAAACAUAAAAAUUUGACAGAGUUAUUUUAGAUUAAUUCAGACUAUUUUGAGGAAGCGUAUACCAUUGCCGCUUUUUUCAAUUAUUUCAAGCGAAGGUCUUUUAAAGGAGAAUACGAGCACACUCGUUCAGCUAGACGCCUUAGGCUACCUGAAUGUUCUGUCAGUGCCAUGAUGUUUCCUCCUCUCUUUUGAUAUCUCAACACCAGUGCAGUGUCUUACCUAUAUUCUAAUUCAGUCAGAUUGAUGAGCCUGGUGUUAUGUAGCUACAGUACCUUCAGAAAGUAUUCACACCUCUUGACUUCAUUCACAUGUUGUUGUGUUACAGCCUGAAUU
Molecule: messenger RNA, 2500 nt
Organism: Salvelinus sp. IW2-2015
Lineage: Eukaryota; Metazoa; Chordata; Actinopteri; Salmoniformes; Salmonidae
Product: pinopsin-like
Biological process (GO): visual perception; G protein-coupled receptor signaling pathway; phototransduction
Cellular component (GO): plasma membrane; photoreceptor outer segment
Molecular function (GO): G protein-coupled photoreceptor activity
Source: RefSeq, a predicted model, not a curated record